AUGGAUGUGCCUCUGCCUUCACAGUCCAACCGUGCUGGAUGCAAUGGAAGCGUCGGCAGCCCGUCGGAUGAUCCAUAUGGCGUUACGGCCAUGAUGAACUUUGAUGGGUACUCAGAGCUCUGCGGCAGCCCUUCGUUAGCUGACCAGCUGUUCUCGUUGCUGAACGACUCGUCCACACACCAGAUGUUUGCUAUGUGGUCAUCCUUGGGAUCUUCGCCGCGUGCUUCUGGUGUCAGUGAAGAUAUGCAGCUCGAUGCCUAUUCCAGUGUACCCGGGGAUCAAAAGGUUGAUUUGGUAUCUUCGGUGAAUCCAGCUGAAACUGGGACCGGGAGAAUGGCCAAGAGUUCAGGCGACCUUGGCUCAGAUGGUGAUCCCGAACAAGGAAGUACUAGCUUGGUUCCCAGGCCUAUUGCCGGCAACUUACUCGCUGACAGGAUGCUCAUGGCUCUGUCUUUGUUCAGGAAGUCACUUGGCGGCGGCAUUCUUGCGCAGGUCUGGAUGCCUGUUGAGCAGGAGGGGCAUGUCGUGCUUAGUACAUGUGAACAGCCGUUUCUGCUUGACCAAGCUCUUGCUGGGUACAGAGAAGUAUCCAGGCAUUUUGUGUUCUCUGCUAAGGAGGAGACUGGCCUUCAACCAGGGCUUCCAGGGAGGGUCUUCAUCUCCGGUGUGCCAGAAUGGACCUCAAAUGUGCUCUACUACAGCAAGCCAGAGUAUUUGAGGAUGGAGUAUGCUCUUCACCAUGAAGUUCGAGGAUCACUUGCAAUGCCGAUAUAUGACCCUAGCAAGGGCUCUUGCUGUGCGGUGCUUGAGCUUAUCACAAAGAAGGAGAAACCUGACUUCGAUGCAGAAAUGAACAACCUUCGCCAUGCAUUGCAGGCUGUGAACUUGGAGACAGCAAAAGAUUGUAUCGAUCAGAAGGUUUAUUCAGCAAAUCAGAAAGCCGCCUUCACUGAGAUUUUGGAUGUUCUAAGAGCUAUUUGCCAUGCACACAUGCUUCCGUUGGCCCUUACAUGGGUCCCUUCAUCAAAUGGUAGUGAUGGUGGUUAUGUUGGACAUGAUAGUGUCCUUGAUUCUCAGUCAGGGAAAGCGAUACUCCGCAUCCAUGAAUCAGCGUGUUAUGUUAAUGAUGCAAAGAUGCAAGGUUUUUUUCAUGCAUGCACUGAAACUCAUCUUGAGAAAGGGCAAGGUAUUGCAGGCCGAGCACUCAAGUCCAAUCUGCCGUUCUUCUCUCCUAAUAUAAGAGAAUACGGAAUUAAGGAUUACCCACUCGCACACCAUGCUCGUAAGUUUGGUCUGCAUGCUGCUGUAGCAAUCCGGCUAAGGAGCACAUACACUGGUGAUGAUGACUACAUACUAGAAUUCUUUCUACCAAUCAACUGCACAGGCAGUGAAGAACAACAGAUGUUAUUGAAUAACCUGUCCAGUACUAUGCAAAGAAUAUGCAAAAGUUUGCGAACAGUUUCUGAAGCAGAGGUUGAUAAAGUUGACGCUUGUACUGCAGUAAUGUAUAAGGCAACCAGUGGAAGUUGCUUGCCUACUGGUCAGUCUUGGAGUUCUUCACAUGGUGAUCAACCUGCCACAGAAGAGGCAUUCCAGGAUCUAUCUUUAAUUGAUAAGCAAGGGGACAUGUCCGAGCAGGCACAGUCUAGUUCAAUGCGACUUGCGGAGAAAAAGCGCAGUACAGCGGAGAAGAAUAUUGGCAUGGAUGUUCUCCGUAAGUACUUUUCUGGGAGCCUAAAGGAUGCUGCAAAGAGCCUCGGUGUUUGUCCAACAACCUUGAAACGGAUAUGCCGCACACAUGGAAUUUCGCGAUGGCCAUCUCGCAAGAUAAACAAGGUCAACCGUUCGUUAAAGAAGAUCCAAACUGUCAUUAACUCUGUCCAUGGAGUGGACAGCUCUUUGCAGUAUGAUCCAGCUACUGGAUCUCUUGUUCCAGCAGUUUCUCUGCCAGAGAAGACUUCAUUCCCUUCAUGUGAUGCUGUGUCUAGUCCAUCUGUUGGGAAAACUGUGGAUGAAAAAUCUGGCCCAAAAUCUGAGCAAGGGUAUUCGUCACCUGAAGGAUGGGAAAGAGAUAGCUGUCAGUUGCAGCGCUCUGAUGCGCAGAAAGGGGAAGGCGGUGAAUUUCACAUGCAGACAACUAACUAUAGUGGCAGUGGUGAUCACGGCUCUUAUGGUCCGAAUAUCACACAUCAUAUUAGUUCUGAAGGAACACAAGGACCAUUAUAUCCCACUGGUGCUGUUAGUGCUUUACAUGACAAAGAAACAGGUUGCAUCGAACCUUUGCCCUGUGUCCUCCCAAGCAUCAAGACUACCAGGGACCAAAUAGUGGGAAGGAACUCACCACCCAUGCAACAAGCAGAUAUUGAUAUGUUUGAUGAUCGCGAAGGCAGGGAGCAUACUCAUCCUUCUACCUCUGGUAUGACAGACUCUUCUAGCGGCAGUGCAUCAAGCCACCCUACAUUCAAGAAGAACCCAGCACGCCCACUUAAGGACAAGAGCAGCCCUGCACUUACGGUCAAGGCGACGUACAAUGGAGACACCGUGCGGUUCAAGUUCUUGCCAUCGAUGGGCUGGUACCACCUGCUGGAAGAAAUAGCCAAGAGGUUCAAGCUGUUGACCGGGGUGUUCCAGCUCAAGUACAAGGAUGACGAGGACGAGUGGGUCAUCAUGGCGAACGACUCCGAUCUCCAGGAGUGCGUCGACGUCAUGGACUCGAUGGGCACGCGCAACGUGAAGCUCCAGGUCCGGGAUCUCCCGUGCCUCAUCAGCAGCUCGGGCAGCAGCAGCUGCUUGCAGCUGGAAGGACACAAUUCAUGA
Messenger RNA from Triticum turgidum subsp. durum (durum wheat), 2817 nucleotides. NCBI's taxonomy places the organism in Eukaryota, Viridiplantae, Streptophyta, Magnoliopsida, Poales, Poaceae. The record is from the annotation of a GenBank genome assembly.